AUGCCAGUCUAUCUGGCCUUAUUACCUUUACCUUUAUCUAGUUUAUCUUUAAUAACGUUACUAGUAGUCCUAAUUUUCUAUACCAGCCUAAGUUUAUAUAACCAUUCCCUUCCUCCUUUACUGACUAUCUUUAUAAAAUAUAACAUAUCUAGUUUAAGGCAAAAAGUCUCUCUACUAUUUAAGCCCCUAGCUACUUUUAACUCUCUUUUUUCCCUACUUAUAGAAGUAAUAUAUUUACUGCUUAAGUAA
This is a messenger RNA of Fusarium proliferatum ET1, 249 nucleotides long. RefSeq lists its product as uncharacterized. The coding region runs from base 1 to 249 and encodes 82 amino acids. Lineage: Eukaryota; Fungi; Ascomycota; Sordariomycetes; Hypocreales; Nectriaceae. The transcript is spliced from 5 exons. The record is from RefSeq and is a predicted model, not a curated record.